AUGCUAAAAUGCUUAAAAGAUAAUCAUUUGGAUGAGAUAGACAUAGUUUGUUUUAACUAAUUCUGCACAGAAUUCAGAUUAAAUUGUUUUAAAUGUUUAAAGUAUGGAAGAAUCCAUCAUGAUCAUUUUAAAGAUGUUGAAAAAAUCAGCACCUUAAUAACAUAUAUUGAAAAUAAAAAUCAAGAAUGUGAUAAUUUUAUUGAGGAACUCAAUAAAUAUGUAGAAAGUGUGAAUCAAACAUUUUCUUCAUUAAAAAUGGGAAUCAGAUUCAAAUAUUCAUUAUAAAAGGAAUAAUUAGUGAAUUUGAAUUCACAGCAAAUAAAUGAUUAUUUGAAUUAAAGUUUGAAGUUAAUUGAAAAAAAAUAAUUAAUAACAACAAUCAUUUUAGAAGAGACUAAAAAAUUAAAUGAUAUAUUUAAUAAUUUAUAUGGAGAAUUAUAAUUAUCACAAUUUAAUUAUUAUUAGAUUGAUGAGAAUUCUAAAAUAUUAUCCAAAGAAUUAUUUUAUUAAGGUAAUUACAUUAUAUUAAUCCCUAGGCUAUUAGUUAUAUAGGAAUGAUAAAUAUGACUAGGCAAUAGAACUUUUUGAAUAAUCAAUCCUGAAAAAUCCUUAUAACCAUUAAUCAUUAUGGUGUAAAGGUAAAUAUUAAAAUAAUUAAUAGGUGCAUGUUUAAGAUUUCUUGGUAAAUAUGAGGAUGCAAUCAUUUGGGUGGACAAAGCAUUAGCGAUAGAUUCUAAAGAUGUUGAUUACUUAUAUGAGAAAAGUAGAGUGAAUAAUAAUGACAUUAAUAGGUGUGUGCUUAAGAAAUUAAAAAAAAUAUCAGGAUGCAAUUGUUUAGAUAGAUUUAGCAUUAUCUAUAAAUUCUAAACAUGUUAAUUCUUUACAUGAGAAAUGUAGAUUGAAUCAUAAUUAUAUUAAAAGGUCAAUGUUUAAGAAAUUUAAAUAAAUAUGAGGAUGCAAUCAUUUGGAUAGAAAAAGCAUUAGCUAUAGAUCCGAAAAAUGUUAAUUCCUUAUAUGCAAAAAGUAGAUUGAAUCAUAAUUAUAAUAUAGGUUUAUGUUUAAGAUUGUUAAGUAAAUAUGAGGAAGCGAUAACUUCGUUAGACAAAGCUUUAGCUAUUGAUCCAAAGCAUGUUAGUUCUUUACAUGAGAAAGGUAAAUUGAAUAAUAAUUAAUAUAUUAGGUGAGAUUUUAAGAUAAUUAAACAGAUAUAAUGAAUCCUUAUAAUUACUGAAUAAAGCACUGUCCAUCAAUCAGAAUCAUACAUUUUCUCUUAUAUCCAAAGGUAUCUUAUCAUCUAAUUUUUAGGAGAUUGUUUAACAGACUUAAAAAAAUAUAAAGAAGCUCUAAUUUGUUAUGAAAAAUCAUUAAAAAUUGAUCCAAAUGAUCAAUAUGUAAAAAACAAAAUAGAAAGAACUAAAUUAUUAAUUUGA
Messenger RNA from Paramecium primaurelia, 1430 nucleotides. The record is from the annotation of a GenBank genome assembly. NCBI's taxonomy places the organism in Eukaryota, Ciliophora, Oligohymenophorea, Peniculida, Parameciidae.